Messenger RNA from Penicillium olsonii, 840 nucleotides. The record is from the annotation of a GenBank genome assembly. Lineage: Eukaryota; Fungi; Ascomycota; Eurotiomycetes; Eurotiales; Aspergillaceae.
AUGGGGAACGACAAGAAGGUGGGCGCCUACUACGCCCCCACGGGGGGUUUGCCUCCCCAGACGCAGAUCCUCACCGACCGAGCCAUGUUCACCGAAGCAUACGCCGUCAUCCCCAAAGGCACAUUCAGCGACAUCGUGACGAGUUUCCUACCAUUCUGGGACCAGACGCGCCUGUGGGUGAUCGCCCGACCGCUAUCAGGAUUCGCCGAAACCUUUUCACAAUACAUCAUGGAGGUACAACCGGGGGGUGGCAGCGAUCGCGCCGAACUCGACGAUGGCGCACAGGGUGUGAUUUUCGUCGUGGAGGGCGAAGUCACCAUUACUCUUGCGGGGGAGAAGCACACUCUCACCGAGGGCGGUUACGCCUAUCUGCCACCCAAGAGCGGGUGGACUCUUCGGAACACCGGCGAGGCCACCGCCCGCUUCCACUGGGUGCGGAAAGCAUACGAGGCCAUCGAUGGCCUUGCGCAGCCCGACCCUCUCUUCCUGAAUGAGAAGGACAUCGCGCCCACAUUCAUGCCGAACACCAACGGUGCGUGGGCUACUACCCGCUUUGUGGACCCCAGUGAUUUGCGCCACGAUAUGCAUGUCACCAUCGUGACUUUCGAACCUGGUGGUGUCAUCCCCUUCGCCGAGACUCAUGUCAUGGAACAUGGUCUCUACGUUUUGGAGGGUAAGGCUGUCUACAGGCUCAACCAGGAUUGGGUGGAGGUGGAAGCAGGUGACUUCAUGUGGCUGCGUGCCUUCUGUCCCCAGGCCUGCUACGCUGGUGGCCCCGGGAAGUUCCGCUACCUGCUUUACAAGGAUGUCAACCGACACAUGAAGCUCUCUCGACUGUAG